CUGGAAUGCCCAAGGUCGUGGCUGUGGCCGGCCCCGCGCGCGAGUUUCGCGUGCACCGAAAUCGCGGCGCAUGGCUCCUUUGUGUUGUGAUGCUGGCCAAUCUCAUCUCGAUCCCCGCACGCGCGUACCUUUCCGAGUCGUUUCCAGGCCUCGACCCGACCAUCGAUGCGCCCGUCUUUGCUUCGUUUGCGGCGCUGGAAAAUGCAACGCUCACUGCCUACAUGACCACGUACAUCGACGUCUCUGCGCUUGGUUACCAGUACGACGACACCAACAGCAUCUACGUUCUGCGUCGCACACUCAACAUGUCGACAACGUCAACUACACUGCGCUGCUUUCAAGAGUUUGCCUUGGGUCUCCCCGGGCUCAUCUAUUACACCGCCGCCCAACUGAACUUUCUCUGUGCCUUCCUCGCCAGCGACACUCGGCUGUCGUACGUGAACCGCGGCUCGUGCCACGUCGAUCGAAGCUGCGCUCUGGACAUUGGCCACUCGUGCAUUUGGCUCUCGCAGAGAAAAGGGGAUCAUCCCGACGUCUACAUUCUCUCGUACGCGUACACUGCAGUCCGCUGGAACGAUUGGCUCUGGAUCAAGCUUUUCUACCGCAUUGCCAUCACGGGCCUCGUGUCCCAGCGUCUCUACAGCGGCUACUGGAGGCAUGUGCGCGACCUCGAGAUAGUCUUGCGCCAACAUGGCCACUGCCCCGGCUUGGACGCACACAAGUGGCGGUACGAACUCGUGCUGGGGGACCCCACUGCGAUCGUGCUCAUGGACAGUUGGGUGGCUUUUGCUCUCGUCGUCGAUACAUGGCUGAGCACGAAUACGAUUGGUGUCGCAAUCCUACUCGCCACCCAGGUAGACGACCUCUGGGCUAUGUUUCUGAGCUUGGUGUACCUCUCCCGCACGGUUUGGUUUGCCUACUUUGGCCUCUGCGCAACCGCGCAUACCUUGAAGAAAUGGCGAUUCGAGCAUGCGUUCAGCGAGGUCGACCCCACGCUCGUCGCUGUCGCCGUCGCCAUUUACGGUCCACUGCUUUCUCAACUGAGCGCGCAUAUGGAGGGGCUCGUGCGCUUGUACCACUGGCUCUUUGCCCUCUGUGUACCAGAGAACGCCGAAGCGCAUGAGAACGAGCUCGGACCUGGCUGUGCCAUGUUCACCCUCAUGAUUGGCAGCCUCCCGCUGCUGUAUGGCUUUGCCCACCCGCGCUGGGCCCGCCGAAUGCACGCGUGGAAGCGCAAGGUAGCGCCCGCUGUGCUACAGGAUUAUGCAAGUCCGCUCUACAACGGCUUAAAAAACCGCGUUUUUGUGCGCUUCCUAUCGACGCUGCACACGCCGACACUGCGCGCAGAGGGCGGCUCCGUGUACGCUCUCUUUGCGACCAAUCCGAGAUACAAGAACUGCCCGACCAUCAGCCUUCGAAGCGCCGACUGCUUUCUCCUCUGCUACCACAACGAGGCGCUCGUGACGAAGAUACGCUUGAGCCUCCUCGAUAACCUCGACCGCAACCUUGCAGACCCAGCUUUGGCUGUUCGCAUUGCCUCUGUUGUCGCCACAUCCAACAUGAAUGAGCUCGUACUCCACCCAAGUCAGCCACCGACGCUGCGACGUCCUCGGAUACCGUCGCCGUGGUGCAUUUAG
This is a messenger RNA of Saprolegnia parasitica CBS 223.65, 1637 nucleotides long. RefSeq lists its product as hypothetical. The record is from RefSeq and is a predicted model, not a curated record. Bases 6 to 1637 code for a protein of 543 amino acids. Lineage: Eukaryota; Oomycota; Saprolegniomycetes; Saprolegniales; Saprolegniaceae. The transcript has 4 exons.